CGCCUGCGCACUGCGGCUCCAGGGAGCCUUGAUUUUGUCCGGGAUUCCCAAUUCUGCAGCACAGAGCGGAGGCAGCGCGGACAGCAGGCGCCGACCAGGAGGGACUUACCGCCAGCCACGGGCAAGCACGGCCGGGACCUACCUCCUGACUGCCAGCUCGACCCCUGCAAGCCCCUAGCCCAGAGAUCAGAGGGCUCUGUGCACCGCGCGACCAGCCGCAUCGCUCCCCGCAACCACAAUGGGUAAACAGAACAGCAAACUUGCCCCAGAGGUGAUGGAAGAUCUGGUGAAGAGCACAGAGUUUAAUGAACAUGAACUGAAACAGUGGUAUAAAGGUUUCCUUAAGGACUGUCCAACCGGAAGACUCAAUCUUGAUGAGUUUCAACAACUCUACGUAAAGUUUUUCCCAUAUGGAGAUGCAUCGAAGUUUGCCCAGCACGCUUUCCGAACCUUUGAUAAAAAUGGAGAUGGUACCAUCGACUUCAGAGAGUUCAUCUGCGCUCUAUCCAUCACUUCAAGGGGGAGCUUUGAACAGAAACUAAAUUGGGCUUUCAAUAUGUAUGACCUGGACGGAGAUGGAAAAAUCACCAGAGUGGAGAUGCUGGAGAUCAUAGAGGCUAUCUACAAAAUGGUGGGCACUGUGAUAAUGAUGAAAAUGAACGAGGACGGCCUCACGCCUGAACAGCGAGUAGACAAGAUCUUCAGCAAGAUGGAUAAGAACAAAGACGACCAAAUCACACUGGAUGAAUUCAAAGAAGCCGCAAAGAGCGACCCUUCCAUCGUAUUACUGCUCCAGUGUGACAUACAGAAAUGAGCUCACGCUGACGCAUUUCGGACUGCACACAAAAAAAUGUCAAUGUUCCAUUCAGUUUGCAGCUAUUUCCACGACAAAAACAGAAAAAAAAAUUUAACAAAAAUAAUUGCUUGGACUACCUAUAAAUGGACUUGCUUCUUGUGUUUGAGACACUCGUGUGCAUGAGAAUGUCAUUUGCUAAAGAAUUUUAAAAGUAUAUACUAUAUAUAAAUAUAUAUAUAUAAAAAAAAAAAGAAAUGGAUAAAAAACCUGAAAAAAAAUUGACUGCCACAAUGUGAAGUGUGCAAUGUAAUUUCAUAAGUCCCUGAAGCCUGUGCAUCAGUAACGUACUGCAUAAUGAUGCCUAUUUAUUGUUUUACUGAUGCUAGCUGUGUGUCUCUUUUUAUGUGUUCGUGGUAGUGACACUGAUUGCCAUGGCGAUGUUACUGUUCCGACUAGCGCAUCUCACCUGCUGUAAAGUAGUCCCGGGCAGGCGGAGGGACAUGACUUCGGCUCAUGGAUCUACCCCGUCCCUUUCACACAUGUGCUUGUGACGUCGGUGAAUAUAUAUGUCAUUCAUUUGCAUGCCACUUAGGUUUGCCUUAAUUCUUACCUCAUUUUGCACCCUUAAUGAAUUUGGAAAGAAGCGCGUCAAGAGAAUCGGAGAGCGAACAAAACGCAAGCCCCACCGGAACCCUCCCAAAUUCAUUUAGAGAAAUAAAUCUAUAUAUAUAUAUAUAUAGAUAAAUAUAUAUAUAUAGAUAGAUAGAUAGAUGUAUGUACAUAUAAGCUGAAGCCAAGAUGAUAUACGUAUGUUUAUGUAUAUAAGUACUAUAUACAUAGGUACUCCUACAUGAGAUGCAUAUAUGACGAUAUAUAAAGAUGACCUGUUGAUUCAAUGGGAUUGAACGCAGUAUUGAAAAGUAGAUUGAUUUCAGAAUUUUCAAGAGGUUGCAAUAUAUGUCCCUAAAUAAAUAAUUUAUACCAUUUGA
Bufo gargarizans (Asiatic toad) is the source of this 1785-nucleotide messenger RNA. It is a transcript of the gene VSNL1, whose product is annotated as visinin like 1. The record is from RefSeq and is a predicted model, not a curated record. Lineage: Eukaryota; Metazoa; Chordata; Amphibia; Anura; Bufonidae. The transcript has 4 exons. Bases 239 to 814 code for a protein of 191 amino acids. Gene Ontology annotation, molecular function: calcium ion binding.